Molecule: messenger RNA, 1547 nt
Organism: Rattus rattus (black rat)
Lineage: Eukaryota; Metazoa; Chordata; Mammalia; Rodentia; Muridae
Gene: Qtrt2
Product: queuine tRNA-ribosyltransferase accessory subunit 2
Exons: 8
Coding region: 16-1266 (416 amino acids)
Molecular function (GO): tRNA-guanosine(34) queuine transglycosylase activity
Source: RefSeq, a predicted model, not a curated record
CCAGACGAAUCCCUGAUGAUGAAGCUGAAUCUCACCAAAGUUGUUAAUGGCUGUCGUCUAGGAAAAAUACAAAACCUGGGCAAAGCAGGGGACUGCACAGUGGAUAUUCCAGGCUGUCUGCUCUACACGAGGACUGGCUCUGCCCCACACCUGACACAUCAGACACUGCAUAAUGUCCAUGGGGUCCCAGCCAUGGCCCAGCUCACACUGUCAUCCCUAGCAGAACAUCAUGAAGUCUUGGCAGAAUAUAAGAAAGGAAUUGGAAGCUUUAUAGGCAUGCCAGACUCGCUCUUCUACUGUUCCCUGCACGAUCCAGUCAGCCCCGGCCCACCCGGUUACGUAACAAAUAAGUCUGUGUCUGUGUGGGGUUUUGGAGGUCGAGUGGAAAUGACGGUUUCCAAGUUCAUGGCAAUUCAGGAGGCCCUGCAGCCUGAUUGGUUCCAAUGCCUCUCAGAUGGGGAGGCAACUUGUGCAGAGGCAACUUCCAUCAAAAGGGCCAGGAAGUCUGUGGACCGCUCGCUUCUGUUCCUGGACAGCUGUUUGCGACUGCAGGAGGAGUCUGAGGUCCUUCAGAAAAGCGUGAUUAUUGGAGUGAUUGAAGGUGGAGAUGUGAAGGAAGAGAGAUUGAGGUCGGCUCGAGAGACAGCCAAGCGGCCCGUGGGGGGCUUCCUUCUGGACGGCUUCCAAGGGGGUCCAGCAGUCACAGAAACCAGGCUGCACUUGCUGUCAUCAGUCACUGCCGAGCUGCCGGAGGACAAACCAAGGCUCAUCUGUGGUGUCAGCCGGCCAGAUGAAGUGCUCGAGUGUAUUGAAAGGGGAGUGGACUUGUUUGAGAGUUUUUUCCCAUAUCAAGUGACCGAGCGGGGCUGUGCCCUGACUUUCACCUUUGAUUGCCAGCUGAAUCCUGAGGAGACAUUAUUGCAACAAAAUGGAAUCCAAGAAGAAAUAAAAUGUUUGGAUCAAAUAAAGAAAAUGGAAGCAACUGGGUGCAACCAAGAGAUGACAUCAUUUGAAAUCAAUCUGAAGGAGAAAAAGUACCAGGAAGACUUUCAGCCUCUCGUAAGAGGGUGUUCCUGUUACUGCUGUACGAACCACACUCGUGCAUACGUCCACCAUCUGCUGGUGACCAACGAGCUGCUGGCCGGUGUCCUGCUGAUGAUGCACAACUUUGAGCACUACUUCCGGUUUUUCUGCUCCAUCCGAGAGGCACUAAAGAGUGACACGCUGGCACAGCUGAAAGAGCUCAUCCGCAGACAGAUGUCGUGAGAACUGGAAAGACAGACCUGUCCCAUCUUUGGAAACAGUGAAGUGGCAGAGAUCUGAGCUUUCAGCAGUUGUGGUGGGACUGAAGAGCAUCUGCCCCACAGGAGUGCACCCACAGGAGUGUGGAGGAAGGCCUUCUGCAGCUUUCCUGGACCUGACUUUACAUUUUUCUAGGUUUAUUCUGCUAGUGGGUAAAUUCCUUUAGUUGGAGACAAAAAUAUUUGAUAUGAGAGAGACUUGAAAGGAUUUGGGGUUCUAGAAACACUGAGGAUGGAUGAGGCCUG